CUACAAUGGAAUCAGGCUUCUGAUUUCGAAUCAGAAGAUAUCACUUCUAACAAUAUUUAUAUAACUUCCACUGUGCUAUAAAUUUUACAAAAUAAGCAGAGCAAUACUUGCUUUUAUUCUAGCCAGAUGUUUAUAUGUUAAAAAAUAGACUGACAAGCACUGCAAAGUAAACGAAGCUGUAGUAAAACAUUUCAUGCUGCCCAUAAGAAAAAGAAAAUUAAUAUUUCCACUUCAUAACGAUCUGGUUAAAAUAAACAUUUGUUUGAUUUUACGAAACGUGAAACUGAUACAACAAUAAAGAUGACGAAUAUUGAAUUGGAAUUGAAGCCAUUCCUUCCAAGGAAUCGCAACAUGGAUAUGUUUGAUGUGAUUGGCAGCUUCGGCCCUUGGCAGCGGAAUGUGCUUCUCAUUUUUGUUUACGUUAAUACCGUUGGUAUUUGGCAGAAUUUGGCGAUCACUUUCUUCGCUCCCAACAUGGAUUUCCGAUGUGUUGAACCUGCGCAAGAAAUCGCCAACGAGACAAUUUUCGAUAAUCAAUGUGAAGUAUUUGUAGACAAUACUUCUGUACCCUGCACCAAAUGGGAGUACGAUACUUCCUACUUUUCUCAGACGAUCGUCAGUGAGUGGGAUUUGAUAUGCAGCAGAGAAUGGUUAGUGUCCCUGGCCAAAUCUGUUUACAUGGUGGGAUUUCUCAUUUCUGUUGUAUUUUUCGGCCAACUCUCGGACAGUAUGGGUCGCUUUCCUGCUAUCGUUAUUUCUUACGUUAUCACGGUUGUGAGUAUGAUGUUAGCCCUUCUAUCAAAUUCUUAUACUAUGUUCCUGAUCUUGAGAUUUCUACAAGCCUUUGGCAGAACGGGACUCACCACUGUUGGAUUUGUACUUGUUAUGGAAAUGGUAGGACCACAGCAUCGGACAGAAACCGGAAUCGCCAUCCAGAUAGGUUGGGCCCUUGGUUUUGCUUCGCUGGCUGGUGUUGCUUGGUUUUUCCGGCACUGGUUUUGGUUCCAAGUAGCAUUGUCAGUGCCGAUCCUGCCACUACUUCUGACUUGGAAAUUGGUACCUGAAUCUCCUCGUUGGUUAUUAAUGAAAGGAAGAACAGAAAAAUUGGAGGAACUGUUGUUAAAAGUAGUCAAAAUCAACAGGAGAGAGGUUAAAGGAGACUUAAAGGAUCUACUGACAAAUAAUAGCAGUGUUGAAGAAGAAAAAACGAAAAAUCGUACGUUAUUUAGCGUGCUCAGAUGGCCUACAAUGAGAAACAGGACUUUAAACAUGCUUUAUCUUUGGAUGGUAAACUCUUUUAUGUAUUAUGGAUUGUCCUAUAAUACAAAUGAUCUAGCUGGAAAUCCAUAUCUCAAUUUCUUCAUUGCCGGGGCUCUGGAAUUUCCUUCAUAUGCUCUCCUCUAUUGGGGCAUCAAGAAAUGGGGUCGCCGCCCUACACUGAUUGCCCUCAUGAUUGCAGGAGGUGCUGCAUGUGCUGCUAUUCCAGUGGUGCCGUUAGAUCUUCCAUGGUUAAGCACAACUCUAGCUAUGGUGGGCAAGUUCUGCGUCACCGGUUCUUUCGGACUACUGUACCUGUAUACCAGUGAAAUUUUCCCAACUGUAAUCAGGAAUGUGACAUUGGGAUCCUGCUCCAUGAGCGCUCGAAUUGGUUCCAUAUUGGCACCUUUUGUCCGUGAACUGGGUAAAGCGACUCAUACCGCUGUGCCUAAUGUAUUAUAUGGCCUCCUAGCAUUGACUGGUGGUUUACUAGCGUUACUGCUUCCCGAGACAAAAGGACAGCAAAUGCCGGACAGUCUGGAAGAAGGAGAAAAAUUUGGACAGGUAUCUAAAGAAAAUGGCCAUGCGGUAACAGAAUCUCCAGCAAAGGAUACUGAUACUAAUGUAAUCAGUAAAAGCCAUCUAUAAAAGUUCAGUUGUACAGCAGGCCCAUAUCUGAACAGAUCUUUCAUCAGCACUGGACAAGAAGUAUUUUAUAUUACAAAAAGUAUCAGUUUCAUAUUUCGCAAAUAUCAGUGAGCGAGUUUUGAUUAGUGUUCAAACUUUUACCCUAAAAUAGAAAUGUCUUGCGGUAAACAUACAAUACAAGAGCAAUAAUGUUGAAUGAUUAUUGUUAUUUAUACUGAAUCAGAUUGGUAAAGACUGUGCGAACUUCAUCCAGAUAUUCAUGUCUCUUGAAACAUAUUGCACUGUUCGAAAUACAAUGGAAGUUUCUGUAUCAUUCAUUUUCAUCGUUGUUAGGAUGUUUAUGUAAAUUUUGCCCCACUGAAAAUGGGAAUUGGAAUUUAGUCAACUUAUUCAAAUUUGUUAAUUUUCUUCUGACUGCAAAUAAAACUGCAAGAAAAAUUGCGGUUUGCUUGUCAGUCGAAGCAGAUGGCGCAAUACCCAAGUAGCACAACUUGUUGCACAAUAUUAUACAAUAUUGUACGUUAUUAUAUAAUAUUAUUCAACAUUGAGUAAAUUAUACAAUAUUGCGAAUAUUGUUUUAUAUCAUACAAUAUUGUACAAUAUAUGUGCGUACCUGGGGGAUUGACUUUCACUUGUUUAUCAAGUGAAGCACAGAGAUUAUGAAACCUAUACGGCUUUAACUGAUUCAGUAAAUCACUAAUAUAAGGAGCAGCAAUUUUAUACCUCUGUAUUAACGGCAGGCCAUUGGUAAACUUUGCAGGGUAAUCGCAUACCAUUCGCAAAUAUGGUCAGAUUUCAGUUGUUAUUAACAUCACAUCUUUGGCGUUUUUCUACAAAUAUUUGUACACUUGCGAUUAAUUUACAAGUACUUAUAAUUUAAUUUUUUUUGUAUAUACGUCUAUUAGAUCCCAAUCGUUUUGUUCUCGAAAUACAAAUAUAAUGUUUCAUACAUGAAGUGAGAAAUUUUGAAUUAAUAGCUUUUAUUUUAUGAGUCAAUUUAUCGUUACAGCUCAAUCAAAAUUCUUUUGUCUUAUCAAAAAUAACUUUUGGCAAUACAAAUGUAGGUUUUGAAGUUCUUUUGACUUUUAAGAAAAUUCAAUUUUUCUAAUAUUUGUUGUGAAAAAAUUUG
This is a messenger RNA of Argiope bruennichi, 3034 nucleotides long. Its product is annotated as organic cation transporter protein-like. Gene Ontology annotation, cellular component: membrane. The coding region runs from base 301 to 1905 and encodes 534 amino acids. NCBI's taxonomy places the organism in Eukaryota, Metazoa, Arthropoda, Arachnida, Araneae, Araneidae. Gene Ontology annotation, molecular function: transmembrane transporter activity. The record is from RefSeq and is a predicted model, not a curated record. The transcript has 11 exons. Gene Ontology annotation, biological process: transmembrane transport.